CCUUCUGCCACAUUUUCUCUCCAUAAUAGACCAAAUCCGAUUACCCACUGUCUUAUCGCGCUCACAUUCCAGGAAGGAUACCUAGCUGUCGGCAGUGGAAAAAGGAAAGCUAGAGCGGAUCAUAAUGGGUCUCGCAUACAACGUCUAUCUCACUUCCAAUAAAAUCUUCGGAUGCAAGCAGUGCAAGACACACCUUGCGGACUAUGAUGAUAUCAUCAGUCGAAACUUUCGUGGCCAGCAUGGCAAAGCGUACCUGUUCAACAGUGUCGUCAACAUAACUCAAUCUGAAGCGGUGGAGCGUAGCAUGACCACUGGGAGGCAUAUCGUUCGUGACAUCGCCUGCAGACAAUGCAGGGAAACGGUAGGGUGGAAAUACGACAAAGCGUACGAGACCAGUGAGAAAUACAAGGAGGGAAAAUUCAUCCUAGAAGAGGAGCUCCUGUGCGUGGUGUGCUAAGGUGCCUCCUCUUUCUAUGAAGGUGGGAAUGCGUCCCUACUAUAAGAGACGUAUGGUAGCAUGCCGGAUCUAUUUACUUGAGCGUUUUAAUCCGUGGCGUAAGGCAAGGGCGUUGAAUGGUGCAUUAUGUUCUGCUUUGACCGACUUUGAGAACCGGGUUUUCCAGCACGCAAGUUUUGGCGUAUUUGAGGUUUCAGCUUCAAUCCAUACUGGACGUUAUGUGUCAUUCGUACUUCAAUUCAGGAUCCUGUGGAAUCAAUAUCUUCCUUCAGCCAUAGGGUUCGAAUGAUAUGUGUCAAAUCA
Molecule: messenger RNA, 760 nt
Organism: Aspergillus alliaceus
Lineage: Eukaryota; Fungi; Ascomycota; Eurotiomycetes; Eurotiales; Aspergillaceae
Product: putative Yippee zinc-binding protein Moh1
Exons: 3
Coding region: 125-457 (110 amino acids)
Cellular component (GO): ubiquitin ligase complex
Source: RefSeq, a predicted model, not a curated record